This is a messenger RNA of Sycon ciliatum, 2017 nucleotides long. RefSeq lists its product as uncharacterized. The record is from RefSeq and is a predicted model, not a curated record. The transcript is spliced from 2 exons. Bases 470 to 1714 code for a protein of 414 amino acids. NCBI's taxonomy places the organism in Eukaryota, Metazoa, Porifera, Calcarea, Leucosolenida, Sycettidae.
UACGCAGUCACACACAAGACAAGUAAGUAUUACUAGUAGUUAGUUCUGGACCCAAGUCUCUUCAAUGUUUCAAUGGGCAAUGCUCACGGUAAACUCUUCUAACCACUCACAGACUCCUGCAAUAUUCAUAGUCACUAGUUGCGCGGAUCGGAGAGCUAUAGGGUGCCCAUCGAAGAAGGGAGUCUCACGAAUAGGUGACGUGGAGAGCGGCAGAGCGGCAAGAGACUUGUAGCAGCGAUACAGAGGAACCACGCUUCAGUUUUGAUUUGCAGCGAGUUACGCUUGCAUGUCUGGUGUUUCUUGGGCGCGUUCGCAGACGCUGACUGGUACGUCAGUAUACGUCCUUUUGCUGGUGUGGUGCGGGUACCUAGGAGAAUCUACUAGUACUAGAUCUACAGCUGUUGUUUAUCCCACCGAUCAGGUGACUCGAGUCGCGAGGUACCACUGCCACUGCCACUAGACCAUCAUCAUGCUCGUGUGUGCAACUACCGGUAGCUCCCGGACGGAGAGUGGUCGCUCCGGCAAGUUCGGCGUGCGGGCCGCGUACAUGUACACGCCGCCAGUCCUAGCGGACUACAUACACGUUGUCCUAUUCGUCCUUGCUAGCGUAUUGCAGAUGGGACUGAGGAGCGACGCAUUAUACUGUGCAUCCGGCGCACAGCUAUCCCAGACCUGCGUGAACGAGAGAGGGCUGAAAGGUUACUCGUGCGAUGCUCCGAACUGCGAGAUCGAUUUCGACAACAACGUGCACGACGGUCUGCCGCUUGGACGGGGCUUCGACUUUUCCAAGGCUGCAGACACCAUCUACACGAGUAAGCCGGCCAUUCUGGCCGUCAAAUACUGCAAAGACGUAAGCGCCCUGAAGAUCAGCAACUACCGACUGCCGUGCGAAGUCCUGAACAGCCUUGAUCCGUCGUUUAAUGCCAACGCGAUCUGCGUGAACAAGACCUAUCACACACUGAGGGAUUACGUCAGGGCCAUCUCGUCCAAUGCCAGAUUUGGCGCGUACGAUGACCUGGACUUGUUGAUGAGUGGUGGUGGUUCAGGGCUGGUGGAACGCAUUCGUGAGACUCAGGGAAUCACGGCCCUGUGUGACCGCUUCUUGAAGACGAAGACGAUCAGCAUUCGGCCGGAGUGCGUGGAGCUGACGCCGACGUUCCUUCGCUAUCUGGCGCAGCUGGACGAGACAGACUUCAGACACCCGUCGUACCGGGCUCUGCUCGAGACCCACGGCACUCACGUUAUCGUCGGCGUGCACAUGGGCGGUCGUCUACAGGCACACAGCUUGAUAUCGGCGUGCCACGCGGAGAACUUCCGCAGCGCUAAGGCAACGGUGGAUGCGGGCCUCCUGGACGUCAUCAACUUCCACCUAGGAGUGAAGAGCAGCUUGUCUCAGGCGGCGCGGGACGUCAACGCACAGGCAUCUGUCACCGUCCACGGUGGCAACGCCAGCUAUACAAACUUCUCGCGGUGGAUGGACUAUGCGCACUCUGUACGCGGCCAGGAGGCGGUGAUCAGCUUCAGUGAGUUGAAGCCGCUCGACGAGCUAGUCGAGUGUAGCGUCAGUACGGCAGACGACAUUCCCCGCAUGGCCAGGAUUGCGCCGCUACUCAGGAUGGCCCUGCACGACUACAUCAACAGCUCUCAGAUCGCACCGCCGCAUGGCUUCAGCGGUGCCGUCCCGCUUGCUGACUACUGCAAGAAAGUUGUGUAGUACUACUAUGUGUUGCAAGUUACAGUGGGCCGUUGGUUGCCUGCUGAAACCCGCAGAUUUCUGCGCUGCAAAUUCGCCCUGCAUGCUAUAUCUUUUCCUUCUUUUUACCAUGGUUGGCUAUCACCCACAUCUUCCCGUUUUGGCUGCCAUCGGAAGCCUUAAGAUGUUGAAUGAAUAGGAUGAGCUUUCUUUUUUUAUGGCAGCUUAAGCGAAGGCUAUAUACCUGCUUUAUGCAGGUUGAUGCCAACGCGAACAAGCAAAAUAAUAAUAAUAAUGAAUAAAUAUAUAUAUGCUAAGUGGUUA